Messenger RNA from Scheffersomyces stipitis CBS 6054, 933 nucleotides. RefSeq names its product thiosulfate sulfurtransferase (gene THT5). Gene Ontology annotation, molecular function: thiosulfate-cyanide sulfurtransferase activity. The record is from RefSeq and is a predicted model, not a curated record. Lineage: Eukaryota; Fungi; Ascomycota; Pichiomycetes; Serinales; Debaryomycetaceae. Gene Ontology annotation, cellular component: mitochondrion. Gene Ontology annotation, biological process: transsulfuration. The coding region runs from base 1 to 933 and encodes 310 amino acids. The transcript has 2 exons.
AUGUCCAGAACAAUCUUAUCUACGCUUUCGCCUGCUGCCUUCAGAGCUUUGUUGGGCACCGCAACUUCUGCAUCCAGAGUGGUUCCAGUCGACGCAACUUGGUAUAUGCCCAAUAGUGGCAAAAACGGUUUACAGGAGUUUCUUGAACAGGAGAGAAUCCCCAAUGCUGGUUUCUUUGAUCUAGAUGCCAUUUCCUUACCAGGCUCCAAGUAUCCCCAUAUGCUUCCUACAUAUUCGAUUUUCAACCAGGCAAUUCAAGAGUUGGGUAUUCGUAAGAACGACACCUUAGUAGUCUACGAUAAGUCUGGAAUCUUCUCCAGCCCUCGUGCUGCUUGGACGUUUGCCUUAUUUGGACAUCCUAGAGUCUACUUAUUGGAUAACUAUAUCACUUACAAACAAGCGGAGUACCAAUUGGAUCUCAAACCGGUAGAUACUCUUCUGACUCCACUACCAAUUUCUGAAGCAGAAUUCAAAACCAAGUACGACGAACAAGUCAUUGAAUACGAAGAAUUACUUGAUUUGGUACAAACCAACAAGUUGGCUCAGGAUUACUACGCUUUUGAUGCUCGUCCUCAUGAUAGAUACACAGGUAAGGUGCCCGAACCAAGACCGGGUUUGAGCUCAGGACAUGUCCCAUCGUCUUUGUCUUUGCCUUUCUCUAAGGUUAUCAAUGCUGACAAUAAGACCUACAAGUCUAAGGAGGAAUUGCUUGAGAUAUUCAAAAGGGAUUUUGAUUUGGAUCUUUCUAACUCUGAUUUCUUGAAAGGAAAGAAGGGCAUUAUUGUUAUGUGUGGUUCAGGUGUCACAGCAGUCGUCUUGAGGUUUGCCAUUCAGUCUGUUAUUGGCUUGGAUGUUCCUAUCAGAGUCUACGAUGGUAGUUGGACGGAAUGGGCUUCAAGAGCUCCAUCUGAACUUAUCGUCAAGACUCAUUAG